Molecule: messenger RNA, 225 nt
Organism: Pestalotiopsis fici W106-1
Lineage: Eukaryota; Fungi; Ascomycota; Sordariomycetes; Amphisphaeriales; Sporocadaceae
Exons: 2
Coding region: 1-225 (74 amino acids)
Source: RefSeq, a predicted model, not a curated record
AUGCCUGGACAGCAAGGUUUCACUUCUAUUUCGUCCAACAAUAGGCCUGGACAGACCCCAUCUGUCAUGCUCGAGUCGUAUCUGGCCAGCGAGCUCACAGUGACAGAGAGAUUGGCAAUGGGAGUCACGAGUUUCUCAAGCGGCAACAAUACAAGCAACAGGGACACGACAUCAGGACAGGUGUCGUCCUCAUCGCAGACAGGACAGGGUGGAGGUCAGAACUGA